Molecule: messenger RNA, 3513 nt
Organism: Corticium candelabrum
Lineage: Eukaryota; Metazoa; Porifera; Homoscleromorpha; Homosclerophorida; Plakinidae
Product: regulator of telomere elongation helicase 1-like
Exons: 34
Coding region: 6-3305 (1099 amino acids)
Biological process (GO): DNA replication; DNA recombination; DNA repair
Cellular component (GO): nucleus
Molecular function (GO): ATP binding; DNA helicase activity; hydrolase activity, acting on acid anhydrides, in phosphorus-containing anhydrides
Source: RefSeq, a predicted model, not a curated record
CAGUUAUGGCGGCAGUUGAUGUGAAUGGUCUUGACGUACAGUUUCCCUUUCAACCGUAUAGUUGCCAACAGGAAUAUAUGGAAAAGGUUCUUCAGUGUCUACGCGAGAGAGAAAAUGGAAUUUUGGAAAGUCCUACUGGAACGGGAAAGACGCUUAGUUUGUUGUGCACAUCACUAGCUUGGCAACAGGACUUGAAAAGAACGAGAACGUUGGCUGGAGCUGCUGAUUUAUCUGAUGAAUUACUCACGCAGUCAUCAGGUCAUGGAGUGAGGAGAAAUGUGCCUGUGAUUAUAUAUUCAUCUAGAACACAUUCACAGUUAUCGCAAGUUAUACAAGAGUUGAAGAGCACUACUUAUAGACCUUGUGUGAGUAUCCUUGGGUCAAGAGAUCAACUCUGUAUUCAUUCCCAAGUAAUGAAGGCAUCUAGCAAUACUGAGAAGAUUUAUCAAUGUCGAAUGAAAAUGCAGUCACGGACAUGUCAGUUUUACAACAACAUGGAAAACAGAGGUAGGGCGAUGAUCAAGCAGCUGUCUGAACACGUUCUUGACAUAGAGGAUCUUGUUCUUGAAGGCUCUAGAAACUGUGUUUGCCCUUACUUUUUGGCUCGAGAAAUGAAUUCAGAGGCAGACGUAAUCUUUAUGCCAUACCAUUACAUCUUGGACAUCAAGACUAGAAGGACACAUGGCAUUGAACUAAAGAACAAUGUGGUCAUAUUUGAUGAAGCUCAUAAUAUUGAGGGAAUGUGUGAAGAUUCUGCAUCAGUUGAAUUGACAUCGUAUGACAUUAUGCAAUGCAUAGAGGAUGUGAAUAGAUGCAUUGACAUUCACCGCAACACAAAAGAUGACUUACCUAGCAAGAGUGGAGAUUUGGUUGUUGUUGGAAAUGACCUGAAAACAACUGGCAAUGAUCUAGAAAGAAUGUUUUGCGUUAAAAGCAUUCUGCUAGCAAUAGAGAAGCAUUUGGAUAGUAUCAGCAUUACAGCUACUGAUGGUAUCACAAAGCCAGGAAGUUUUAUGCAAGAGAUGCUAUUUGAGUGUCAAGUGAAGUCUGAUAAUUAUCUGCUAGUGCUGGAAGAGUGUGAUAAGAUGCUGCUACGAUUGACUUCAGAUGCAAGAGUCUCUAAUGGCAGCGUUGCUCUUCAGAAAUUUUCUGAUUUUUUAAGAACAGUGUUUUCUGCAAGUAGGGAGUCAUUUUCAUGUUACAAGGUACACAUCAGCUUGAGGAAUUUGGAUUGGACAAACAGGAAGAGAGUGAACGCAUGGACUGAAAAAGGAUUUGAAACAGUUCGUGUACUCAGUUACUGGUGUUUCAGUCCCGGCCAUGCAAUGGAAGAUCUUAAACGGCAAGGAGUUCAUUGUAUCAUCCUCACAAGUGGCACACUCUCUCCUCUUUCCUCAUUUUCUUCAGAACUUAAAAUUCCUUUUCCUAUUACAAUUGAGAAUCCACAUGUCAUUGAGAAACAUCAAUUGUUGUGUGGUACUUUGCCAAUUGGACCAGGCAAUGUCACACUCAACUCAUCAUAUCGUACAAGGUUUGAUCGAAGUUACGUGAACUCUUUAGGCGAUGCAGUUCUUGGGUUUAGUCAAAUUAUUCCUCAGGGGUUACUCGUCUUUUUUACAUCUUACAGUUUUAUGUACCAUUGUGUUAAGACAUGGCAGGAAACUUACAUAUGGACAAGGCUGAGUAGCAUAAAGCCGAUCUUCAUUGAACCAAAAGGAAAAGGUGAAUUUACUCAGACUAUGAAAGCAUAUUAUGAGAAAAUUUGUGAUCCUGAACAUAACGCUGCUGUUUUCUUCGCCAUUUGUCGGGGCAAAGUAGCGGAAGGGCUUGACUUUGCUGAUAUGAAUGGUCGUGCUGUCAUUAUCACUGGUUUGCCAUUUCCUCCAAGAGUGGAGCCAAAAGUGCAACUGAAAAUGCAAUAUCUGGAUGAGCAGGCUAAGGCUGAUGAAUCUAAGACCGACAAGACACGUGGAGAGAAAUUAAAUGGCAAUAUGUGGUAUCAGCAGCAAGCGUUUCGUGCUGUAAAUCAAGCUAUUGGUCGUGUUAUCCGUCACAAGAAUGACUUUGGUGCUAUUUUGUUAUGUGAUACAAGAUUUGCAUCACUAGAAGCAAUUGGGAGACUUCCAAAAUGGGUUCGUUCAGUUACUAAGGUGUACAGAAAGUAUGAGGAUCUGCAGCAGCAGUUAGUAGCAUUCUUCAAGCAUACAGAGAAAGUGAUGCUUCCACCGAAGAUGAAGGCUGUAAAACGAUCAACAUCUUCUAUGCCAUUUGCUGAAACGAACAGCGAGCUGAUAUCGCUAGAAGAUGGGCGUGCAUCAAAGUACAAGACAAGCAUCUUGUUUAGACCUUCCAGGAGCAAACAAGAAGCAAGCAAGAAGAAACCAUUACAGCAGGAUGGUUCGUUUCAUUUCAAGCCGGCACAAGAAGUAGAAGAACAUGUGCCAACUCGCUCUUGCGACUAUCGAGUCUAUUAUGAGAAGGUUCCAGCUUCAUCCUCUACAAACAGACGGAGAUUAAGAGUGGUUCGACUUCCGUCCCGGACAACUAAUGAUGCACAGCAGGACAUUAAGGAUGAUAACGUUCAAACACCAGGAAGAAGUAAAAGGGAUAAACAGAAAGUAGUCGAUGCUCAUGCCUACUUAGAACAAGUUAGAAGCGUACUCUGUUUGUCAUCUUUUCGUACUUUCAAAGCAUUGGUGGCAUCAUAUCAAAAAGAAGGCAACAUCGUUUCACUUGCUGAUGGUCUUCAGGAUGUGUUUCGUCAGCUGCCAGAACACAGACAACUUGUGCAUGGAAUUCGAAAGUUUCUCAGACCAAGUCACAAGCAAUUAUUUGGCAGUUUAAUAGGAGACGAAGAUGGUUUAGAAGCCAAGCUUUCGGCUGACGAUAUCUGCUCGCGUGCUCCUGUUGCUGGUGCAUCCGCUGCUGUUACUGAAGUCAUUGACACAGAAACUGGCGAACAUAACAUGAAUGGUGAUGGGCGAGGGACCAUAGCAGCAAGAGAUGGUGAAGUCGAGAUGUGUAAAUCGACAGAUUCAGCAGAGCCUGUUUGUAGCCUGUCUCCUGUGAUAUCUGUCGGUUCCAGCCAUUGCAGUGUUGCUCCUGCAAUUCCUGCACGCAUGCAAACACAGAGAGGCCGGUUUUGCAUGAUUUGUAAUGGAAAAUUACGUUCACCUUUUGAAAGUCCUUGUGGACAUCUUUGCUGCUUUGUUUGUUGGAAAAGUUCACUGAAAGUUGCAAAGAAAUGCCCAGUUUGUAAGGCACCAGUACGAUCUAGGCAACUCAAGAAGAAAUCUUUUUUUUAGCUGUCGUUUAAUGUAGUUUCAGGACUAUAUACUGUGUUCUCCCGCCUUAUUGAAGUAAUUGAUAUAAAGACCGAGAUUUAGACUUAUUAAUACGCUAACGAGUGCGCCUGUUGUAAUACUGCCUCAAACUAAAUAGAAGUGACUUACAGAAAAAUUAGGUUAGAACGCUAUUGUUAUGGAUGGGUAUGCAGUAAGUACACACGGUCAC